Mercurialis annua (annual mercury) is the source of this 3021-nucleotide messenger RNA. RefSeq lists its product as uncharacterized. The transcript has 2 exons. Lineage: Eukaryota; Viridiplantae; Streptophyta; Magnoliopsida; Malpighiales; Euphorbiaceae. The record is from RefSeq and is a predicted model, not a curated record. Bases 1 to 3021 code for a protein of 1006 amino acids.
AUGUUACUUCAAGAUGUUUCAGAUCCGAUGUUGUGCAGAGUAUUCCCUGCCACCCUCAAGGGAUCAGCGCAGAAAUGGUACCUCGGACUGAAGUCCAAUACCAUCGGAACAUUUGCAGAACUGGCAACGGCAUUCAAAGGGCGUUUCCGCACAAACAUCCCGCUGCAGAAGAACUCAAGUGACUUACGGAAGUGCCGACAAGGUGAAGGCGAGACGUUGAAGAACUUCGUGGAGAGAUUCAAUAAAGAAGCAGUCCAGAUAGAGCACCUAAACCAUGAUACAGCCAUAGAAGCCAUGAAGAUGGGAACUAGGUUCGAACGAUUGAGAGACAAGAUCUUAAUGAAAAAGCCUUCCACUUUCCAAGAAUUGAUGGCAAUAGCACAUAAGUACGUAGAACUGGAUGAAGCAAGAAGAACGCUGACAAAACAGUAUGAGGAGGACAAAACAGAGAGAUACCGCAGUAGAGGAGGAGAUGACAGAGCGCAGAGAUUUGGAAGAGGAAACAAGCCAUUUGACUUCACACCUUUGAAUAGAGCACCAGUGGAAAUAUUCAGCUGGAUGAAGAACAAUAGAAUCAUGUACAAUGCACCCAGAAAGCUACACCCAGACAAAGAGAGAGACAAGAGCAAGUAUUGCAGAUUCCAUGAAGGAUAUGGCCACGACACAGAUAGAUGCUGGGACUUGAAGCGGGAGAUAGAACAGCUGAUCCAGUCACGAGUGUUGAAGAAGUUUGUACGUACAGAAGGAAGUGCAGAAAAAAGGAAACCGGAAAAUAUAGAAAAAGAAGAGGCAAACAAAAGAUUCAAAGAACCUAUGGGCGUGAUCAACAUGAUAGAAGGGGGGGAACCCUAUUCGAAGGCACAGAAGAAGAAGAUACGUAAGGGCGUGUACUCGAUAAGCACUAGAGCAUCCGCAGAGGAGCUUCCGUUAGUCACCUUUGGACCAGAAGAUGGGAGACAUGUGCAGGAACCGCACAACGAUGCGCUAGUAAUCAAAGCAUUGAUUAACAAUUUUAGAGUAAUGAGGAUCCUGGUGGACGAAGGAAGCGCAGUUAACCUCCUUACCUUGCAAGUCUUCAGGGGGAUAAGGGGAUCAGUAACGGAUCUCAGACAGGUUUUCGUGCCGUUGGUUGGCUUAGGAGGAAAGCCUAUCAGACCGGAAGGGAUGGUAGAGCUGGAGAUAAUUCUGGGAGAAGCAGAAGAAGGGCCACUGAAGACCAUGACAGCAGUUUUCAAUGUGUGUGGUGCAGUAACCAGCAUCAGAUGGCUGACACUUAAAAUUCCGGACGAAGAAGGGAUAGUAACUGUAAAAGGAAGCCAGUUAGCCGCACGAGAAUGCAACUUGAUCACUGAAGAAAAAGGCGAAAGUCUGAACAUUGAAGCAUUCCCUGAGGAUCCAGAAGAAGAAGAAGGAGAUAGGAACGCCCCAGUGGGCAACAUGAGGGAAUUCCAGAUCACCCAGAAGAAAGCAGUGAUGAUCGGGACAGAAAUACCAGAGGCUGUGGCUGUAGAAAUCAAGAGUGUAUUACAGAAGAAUGGAGACACCUUUGCCGCAGAGGCCUCAGAAGUGGUAGGAAUUGAUCCAGCGAUAGCCUCCCAUAAAUUGACUGUUUACAAAGACGCCAAACCAGUAGUACAGAAGAAGAGACGUUUCGCAGAAGAUCGUAGGAAGGUCAUAGAGGAAGAAGUCAGGAAGUUGGAGGCAGCCAAGUUCAUAAGGGAGGUGAUGUACCCGGAAUGGGUUGCUAACGUCGUCUUGGUGAAAAAAGCAAAUGGAGGAUACCGCAUGUGCGUAGAUUUCACGGAUUCAAACAAAGCAUGCCCAAAGAACAGCUAUCCGCUGCCGAAUAUUGAUCAGCUGGUAGAUUCAACAGCUUGCUAUCAGCUGUAUAGUCUCGCAGACGCUAAACAGGGUUAUCAUCAGAUACCAAUGAACGAAGCAGAUCAGGAGAAGACAGCUUUCACUACCGACUUGGGAACGUAUUGUUACAACGUCAUGCCAUUUGGGCUGAAGAACGCUGGAGCAACGUACCAACGACUGGUGAACUUCAUGUUUAAGGAUCAACUGGGAAGAAACAUAGAGGUCUAUGUGGACGACUUGAUCAUAAAAAGCAGCACACCCGAAGAGCACGCCAAGGACCUGGAGGAAACCUUUGCGGUACUGAACAAAUUUAACAUGAAGUUAAAUCCGGAGAAGUGCGCGUUCGGUAUUAAAGCCGGGAAGUUCCUGGGGUACUUAGUGAGUCAUAGAGGCAUAGAGGCAAACCCAGAAAAGAUUCAAGCCAUCCUAGACAUGGUAGCACCGCGAAGCAUCAGAGAAGUCCAAAAACUAAACGGAAGGGUGACAGCGUUGGGGCGAUUUGUCUCUUCGUCUGCGAAGAGAUGUCUCCCCUUUUUCAAGCAACUGCGCAACAUGAAGAAGUUCAAAUGGAAUGAUGAAUGUCAGAAAGCUUUCGAGGAAUUGAAAGUCUUUUUGACCAGCCCACCGUUACUCAGUCGCCCAAAAGCAGGAGAAAUUCUGUACCUGUACCUGUCAGCAGGUAAAGAAACGAUCGCGUUGGUACUAGUAAGAGAGGAAGAAGAAGAGCAGCUGCCUAUUUACUACUCCAGCAGGACGUUGAAAGGCGCAGAGUUAAAUUACCCGACAAUUGACAAGUUGGCACUAAUGGUGGUAGUAGCAGCGAAGAAGUUACGGCCAUAUUUUCAAGGGCAUACGGUUAUCAUAAGCACUAAUCAACCUCUGAGGAAGGCAUUGCAGAGACCAGAAACUUCAGGAAGGAUGGUCAGCUGGUCCAUCCAGUUAGGAGAACAUGAUAUAAGAUAUGAGCCGAGGAAAACGUUGAAGGCGCAAGCACUCGCAGACUUUGUGGUAGAGAUGACGGAGAAACCAGACACUGAAGAACCCAGAGAAGCAGUUACUUGGAAUCUCUAUGUAGAUGGAGCAUCUAACAACCUCGGAGCGGGAGCAGGGGUUGUCUUAGAGGGACCAAUGGGAAUAACAAUCGAGUAUGCAGUACACUGA